CUUUGCGAAACAUAUACUAAAGCUGGUCACGGCGGUCCGUCACGCCUCACUCAAGUUUUGAAUCUGUAUAUUGGGGCUAUGGUCCAGGAAAUACUGACGCAUAAAGGCGACGUAUUAAAAUUCUCGGGUGAUGCCUUCCUUUGUAUGUGGAAGAAGUCAUCAAAGAUGAAUAUGCAGGAUGUGGUACACACUGCUAUUGAUUGUGGGCUGUUGAUUCAGAAGAAUUAUGGUCGGUAUUACACAGACGUUGGUGUUACUUUAAAAGUAAAGAUUGCAAUAGCUGCCGGUUUGUCCCAGUUUUCCAUUGUCAGUGGUCACGAUCAAUGCCAAUCUCACUAUGUGGUGGUGGGACAGCCUGUGUGGGAUGUUAAAAUAGCGGAGUAUAUGAGUACCGCUGGAGAUGUUCUUACAUCAGCUAGUGCUUGGAUGUAUGUUAAUGAGUCCGAUUACUGCACGCAGCCCUGUGGCGAUGGGCGGCAUACAAAGGUAUUGGGAGUAGGGGCCACAUGGAAACGAGUUCAAAAGCUACACUCAUCUGUAAAUGUUCAUACUGGUAAUUGAAGUCCUACAACUGGAAUUAACUAUAGAGAAUUUUCCUUGAGGCCGGCUGUGAUAACAGCAAUGCGUAGUACUUGGUGGUCAGCUCUUCGGCGUUACAUGGCACCGCCAAUACUACGGGCGGUAGAUAACGAUGAACCCAUGGAUUUUUUGACGGAAAUUCGCCAUGUUGUGGUGGUGUUUCUUAAUAUUAUUACACGAACCGUCACAGAGGAUGUGCUAAUUGAAGUCGUGAAUAAUGCUUUCAAAAUUGUUUGCUGUGUAACAUCAAAAACCGGUGGUCUCGUAAACAAAGUCUCAAUGUUUGAUAAAGAUAUGAUGUUUUUGAUGGUGUUUGGUCUUCGUGGCUUAAAACAUGAAGAUGAAGCUGAGAAUGCUCUGUUGUGUGCCAACAAAUUAAAAGAACACUUAAAUGAUGUGAAUAUAACAACAGUUAGCGUGGGAGUAACGUCAGGUUCCACUUAUUGUGGAGUAGUGGGUCACGCAUUACGGCGCGAAUAUACUGUAAUAGGAUCUGCAGUUAAUAAGGUAUGAAAAGAAUUCAGUAGUUAACAUGUAAGAAAAUUGUUGAAACGGCUCUAACUAGGU
Molecule: messenger RNA, 1146 nt
Organism: Pieris rapae (cabbage white)
Lineage: Eukaryota; Metazoa; Arthropoda; Insecta; Lepidoptera; Pieridae
Product: adenylate cyclase type 10-like
Exons: 7
Biological process (GO): intracellular signal transduction; cyclic nucleotide biosynthetic process
Cellular component (GO): cytoplasm
Molecular function (GO): adenylate cyclase activity
Source: RefSeq, a predicted model, not a curated record